GGUCCACGGGGAGCACGUUGCGUUAUAACUGUCUCACUACUGGUGGGACGCUCCAGUGGGAGGUGUGCGCACCGCGACAAAGUAGACCCACGGCGGAGUAGUUGUAGUUGAACACUUUGUCCUAUGAGCCAACUGAAUGAAACUACAAGCACAACCGAUUUUCUACACCUUUUCCAACUGCAUUUCCUCGGACUGAGACCAACCGUUUGCGCGCACAACCUUUUACGCAUCUCCCCUUGACGCAUGACCGGGAGCGUUUUCCUUCUAAUUUCCUUUUUGCGCUCGUUCCAAAUCCUAGAACCAUGGACGAGGACAACAACGUCUUACCCGAUUUGAAGGAUUUAGAAACAAAGUUGGGUCGCAAAGUUCCGGAUAGUCUCAUUCGCUCACUUGUUGGAGGAAAACAUCACGACAAACAUGACAAGUCUGAGAAGAAGCCCCAUUUGGUCAACUGCUCCUUUUGUGGCAACUCCACAGACUUGAAAAGACUGGAGAGCAAAAUGCUAUUUUUAAAACAAGAAAUGGCACAUCUGCGAGCCAUUGAUGUGAAGCUGAUGCAGCAGCUCAUGUCAAUCAAUGAAGGCAUUGAGUCCAUCCGCUGGAUGAUAGAGGACAAAGGAGGCGUUGCGAGCCAAGAGGGCAGUCUGUCAGGCAGCCUGUACAGCCUGUCCGACAGCCAGGACGGUAACUCACUGAGAGGCAGCUUCAACAGCUUGAAUGACGGUAACAGCGACGGGCUGGACGGUCUGUCUGUGGGCAGUUACCUGGACACGCUAGCGGAGGACAUCCCCGAUGACCCGUCGCCCACGGACCUCGACUGUUUUGUGGAUAAAACUGUAAUCGACAGCGACAGAUUUAGCAAAUCCCCGCUGAAACUCAGGGUGGAAUCAGACGAGUACUACUGCUUUGGAUAAUGUCAAUGAGCCCAAAAAAACGGUGGUUACAGAGACUACUGAGAUUAGUGAAGAAAGAUUUCAAAUGUCACGUUUUCACCACAUGCUUUACAUUUUCCACUUUUUUUUUUUUUUUUUUCCAGUUACAGUCCAGUGGCUGAUGAGACCCAUGAAACGGCAUGGGUUUGCAUUUGACCUUGAAACUGCAAUGUUGUGGAUUUUAUGGCUUUAAUACACGUCACUGAACCAACACUUAAUGUUCCACUCAACCAAAG
Messenger RNA from Sphaeramia orbicularis (orbiculate cardinalfish), 1168 nucleotides. It is a transcript of the gene lurap1l, whose product is annotated as leucine rich adaptor protein 1 like. Gene Ontology annotation, biological process: positive regulation of canonical NF-kappaB signal transduction. The coding region runs from base 303 to 914 and encodes 203 amino acids. The record is from RefSeq and is a predicted model, not a curated record. NCBI's taxonomy places the organism in Eukaryota, Metazoa, Chordata, Actinopteri, Kurtiformes, Apogonidae. The transcript is spliced from 2 exons.